CGUACUCCGUCUAGUUCUGAAUUCGAAAUCCGAAAAACCAUUAUACUCUAUGAUGAUCUCCUACCAAAAUCAAACUUCUUUCCGUACAUAUCAUGAAUAAACCAGACUCCAUGGUCGAGAUUGAGAAACAAUAUCGGUGCAUUAUGGGCAGCGAAAACCAAGUUUUUGAGCAGGCGCUGGUCAUGUUCCCGGACGAGACGUCAGACCGCUGGCAGAAGGUCGCCGAUCAUGUGAACGGAAGGCAGCUGGACCGCUGCCAGGUCUCCGAUCCUGAGAAAGGAAGGGAGCCGUGUCAGUUGAAUCUGCAGGUUCUGUGGCCGCCGAUGACGUCACGGUCUACGGUUAGGCUUGGUCGGCCUCCGACGAUGUUUGAGACCAUAACUCCGGGCCGCGAGGUUCAGAUGAAGAAGCAAAAGUUGGAGGUCGUCACAGGGGAGCUGAAUGCCCAAUUUGAGAGAUUGUUUUCAAUGAGGGGGAGUACACCAAGCUAUACCACCAAUAGAGAUGAUAUCGAUGAAUUUUCUUCCAAAACUUCCCAAAUCAACAUUACCUCCAUGGAAUGAAGAAUAAAAUACAACAUUUUAACUUUAUAUUUGUCACUCUUUUUCUUCCAUUAUUGCUAUUGGACUAUUUCUACAUUGGGUAGUA
Vitis riparia (riverbank grape) is the source of this 648-nucleotide messenger RNA. RefSeq lists its product as uncharacterized. The coding region runs from base 93 to 563 and encodes 156 amino acids. The transcript has 2 exons. Lineage: Eukaryota; Viridiplantae; Streptophyta; Magnoliopsida; Vitales; Vitaceae. The record is from RefSeq and is a predicted model, not a curated record.